Molecule: messenger RNA, 1092 nt
Organism: Fonsecaea erecta
Lineage: Eukaryota; Fungi; Ascomycota; Eurotiomycetes; Chaetothyriales; Herpotrichiellaceae
Exons: 2
Coding region: 1-1092 (363 amino acids)
Biological process (GO): secondary metabolic process
Cellular component (GO): cytoplasm; cytosol
Molecular function (GO): carboxy-lyase activity; hydrolase activity
Source: RefSeq, a predicted model, not a curated record
AUGGGAGAUGUGACAAGUGUCUCCAGCGGGAACACUCUGCUCCUGGAAGGACGACCUGAGUCCGAGUUCACACCCCUUCUCCAGACACGUAAACAGGCCCGCCUGAUAUGUCUGGAAGAGCACGCCGUGUCCCCCUACCCAACGCCCGCAAUCUCCUCCACCUUCGGCACAUUCAAGCCCUCAUAUGUGGCCGCGCUCAAAGACCGACUGGGCGACAUCGCACUGCGGGUCAAAAUCAUGGACGCCAACAACAUCGGCGCGCAGAUCAUCUCCAUGAACCAGCCCACGGCCCAGGCAUUCGUGAACCUGGACGAGCAGCUCGAAUGGUGCCACAAGUCGAACCAGUUCGUCUACGAGAACUAUUGCCAGAAAUACCCUAGUCGAUUCUUCGCCUUUGCGACUCUACCGACACAGAGCGGCGAGGCGGCCGCCACGGAACUGGAGCGCUGUGUCAAGGAGUACGGCUUUGUCGGCGCCAUGAUUAACGGCUUCACAAACACCUCAGAUCCCACCGUGGGACUGUACCUCGAUCAUCCGCAGUACGAGAAGCUCUGGGAAGUCUCUGAGCGGUUACAGAAGCCGAUCUUUAUCCACCCCCGCGUGCCGCUGGCCAGUAAUAUCAAGGUGCUGGAAGAUAUGCCGGUCUUCCACGGUGCCCCUUACGGCUUUGGACGGGAGACGGUUGAGCACGUCCUCAGACUGAUGUAUAGUGGCGUAUUUGAUCGCUAUCCUAAGUUAAAGAUCUGUCUGGGUCAUAUGGGCGAGGGGUUAUCUUGGAUCUUACCCAGGACGGAUACCACGUUCCGUCUUUAUACCGCUGAGGCACAAGGUCCCAAGAAGAAGCGCUUCCAAGAUUACUUCCAGCAGAACAUCCUGCCCAACACGAGUGGGAUGCCUCGAACAGCAGCCCUGAUAAACCUAAUGGCCGAGUCGAGAGUCGAGAAUAUCAUGUUCGCCGUGGACUACCCCUAUGAGUCGAUCGCUGAGAUGAGAGCCUGGUUCGAGACGGUGCCUAUAUCGGACGAGAACUGGAGGGAUAUUGGGUAUCGGAAUGCGAUCAGAUUGUUUGGGCUGCCACUUGAUUAUGAUUAG